GUCGAAGGCGGCCUGGGUCUGAAAACAAUCCCAGCAUGGCCACCUCGUCGUUCCGCAUCUCGCAGCUGGCCGUUCCCUCAGUAUGUUUCCUGAUUAGCUUCCUCGCCUACGGCUCGCAGUACUUCUUCCGCCACUUCGAGCCGGCCCCCCUCCGCGACACCGAGCUGUGGCGCAUCAACAUCUUCGCCCUGUGCAUCUGGAUCUGCUACUACCGCACCUGCACCGUAGACCCCGGUCGCAUCCCCAAGGACUGGAGGCCGGUAGACAGUAACCAGCUGGAGGCCGACCGCAGUGGUCGCCACCGAUGGUGCCGUAAAUGCGAGGCAUACAAGCCUCCCAGGGCCCAUCACUGCCGGACUUGUCAGAGAUGUAUCCCAAGGAUGGACCACCACUGCCCGUGGACGUCGAAUUGCGUUUCGCACUUCACGCUCCCCCACUUCAUCCGGUUCCUGUUUUACACCGUAACCGGCAUGUCCUAUCUGGAAACUCUGCUGUAUGAGCGGGCGUCCAUCGUCUGGGCGUCUCGCAAUCUCCCCAGUUACCUGGGUCCGAGUGCCAUGCAGAUGGCCUUUCUGUUUGUCCUGCUGGUGUUGAACAGUUUCACGACUUUCUUUCUCGUCAUCCUGUUCGUCCGCACCAUCUGGUCACUGAGCAUCAACACCACGACCAUCGAAGAUUGGGAGAUCGAAAGACAUCAGACGCUCGUCCGCCGCGCUCGACACUUUGGCGGCUAUCUGACCGGCCCGGGGGGCGUGCGUGUGCGCAUCCAGAAGCAAGAGUUUCCGUACGACAUCGGGAUCUUGUCCAAUAUCAAGGCGGGGAUGGGCGGGAGCUGGAACAUCCUCGCCUGGUUCUCUCCCCUGGCCAGAACAUCCGACCGCAAGACGGGACUGGAUUUCGAAGUGAACGGGUUCGAAGACCCGAACGUAUUCUGGCCACCCCCCGACCCGGAUCGCAUCCCCGUGGCAGCCAAAAAGAACUACCGCAACGACCCCAGCGCAGCGUUCACACACACCGAGGGCAGCCUGCUGUCCGAACCCGUUCCGACCGCGGACCAGAAAGUCCGGCGUCGCAAGCGAUUCCACGAUCGAUUCAGCGAGCCCCAGAGCGAACCCGACUCGAGCAACGCCGGGGAAUCCCCGUCAUACAGCACCGAGUCCUCCUCCGACGGGGAGGAAGGCUGGCGAAACUCCGAAGGCGAACGACUGCGCGACUUCGGGGUGGAAGAGGACAUCGAGUUCUACGACGAGGAAGACAUCCCGCUCGCGAUCCUGAUGCAACGGAGGGCCGACCACCAGUAA
Molecule: messenger RNA, 1301 nt
Organism: Aspergillus heteromorphus CBS 117.55
Lineage: Eukaryota; Fungi; Ascomycota; Eurotiomycetes; Eurotiales; Aspergillaceae
Gene: pfa4
Product: putative palmitoyltransferase with autoacylation activity Pfa4
Exons: 5
Coding region: 36-1301 (421 amino acids)
Biological process (GO): protein targeting to membrane; peptidyl-L-cysteine S-palmitoylation
Cellular component (GO): endoplasmic reticulum membrane; endoplasmic reticulum; Golgi apparatus
Molecular function (GO): protein-cysteine S-palmitoyltransferase activity
Source: RefSeq, a predicted model, not a curated record